AUGGCCCAACCAACCGUCAAACGUGCAUGGUGGAAGGAGUCCUCCGUCUACCAAAUCUACCCCGCCUCUUUUAAAGACUCCAACGGAGAUGGAGUCGGAGAUAUCCCAGGCAUAAUCUCAAAGCUAGACUACAUCAAAGCUUUAGGAAUCGACAUUAUUUGGUGCUGCCCCAUUUACAAAUCCCCCCAAAUCGAUAUGGGCUACGACAUUUCAGACUACAAAGACAUUCACGCUCCAUACGGCACCGUCGCUGACGUCGAGAAGCUUAUCGAGGGGUGCCACAGUCGGGGAAUGAAGUUUUUGAUGGAUUUGGUGGUGAACCAUACAUCUGAUCAGCAUAAAUGGUUCCAAGAGGCAAAGUCUUCGAAGGAUAGCCCGUACCGUGAUUGGUAUAUUUGGAAGAAACCAAAAUAUGAUGCUGAAGGCAAACGUCAGCCGCCCAACAAUUGGGGAGCCGUUUGGGGCGGAAGUGCUUGGGAGUACGAUGAAGCUUCUGAUGAAUAUUACUUGCACAUCUUCGCUCCCGAGCAACCCGAUCUCAAUUGGGAGCACCCUCCCGUUCGAGAUGCAGUCCACGAUAUCAUGCGUUUCUGGUUAGACAAAGGCGCGGAUGGUUUCAGAUUGGACGUAAUAAACUUCAUCAGCAAAGUUCCCGGUCUUCCAGAUGCUCCCAUCACUCGAAAGGACCAGGUCUACCAACCUGGCGACAAGUAUUUCGCUUGUGGUCCAAGGCUUCAUGAGUAUCUUCUACAACUUGGAAAUAUUCUUAAGCAAUACAACGCUUUUUCUGUGGGAGAAAUGCCGUCGGUACAAGAUCCGAAGGAAAUAUUGAACGCUGUUGCGUAUGACCGUGGAGAGCUAAAUAUGAUAUUCAACUUUGAGAUUGUCGACAUGGACAUUGGCAAAGAAGGAAAGUUCUCUCGAAGGCCAUGGACAAUGCCUAAGCUCAAAGGCAUUGUCGACAAAUGGCAAAAUUUCAUGAUAGAUAAUGAUGGAUGGAACUCUUUGUAUCUUGAGAAUCAUGACCAAAGCAGAUGCGUCUCGCGCUGGGGUUCUGACUUACCGGAAUUUAGGACUCUUGCCGCCAAGAUGUUUGCAACCUUCCUUGUGUUACAAAGUGGGACGGUCUUCGUGUACCAAGGCCAAGAGAUUGGAAUGAUUAAUAUCCCCAUUAGCAGACCAGUUACCGAGUACAAAGAUCUUGAGACGCUAAAUGCUUGGAAAGAAUUACUCGAGAGGUACCCAAACGACAAGGAGCGACAACGAAUCACACACGAAGAAAUCCAACUGAAGUCUAGAGACAAUGCAAGAACUCCUAUGCAGUGGAACACCUCCAAAUACGCUGGCUUCUCAACGGCCGAACCGUGGCAACGAGAAAACGAAAGCUACCACGACAUCAAUGCCGAGUCUCAAAUUGGCGUCAAAGGGAGCGUAUUCCAGUACUGGGCCUCUAUUCUUGCGCUGCGAAAGUCUCAUAAGGACAUCUUCAUCUACGGGAAUUUCAAGCUGCUUGAUGUGGAUCAUGAGGAUGUCUUCGCCUACACUCGAACUUUCGAGGGCAAGACCGUUAUUAUUGUUACGAACUUUCGGAAAAGACCAGUGAAAUGGUCGCUGCCGCAAAAGAUUACCAUACAGCAAGAUCAGGUACUGGUAUCAAACUACGAUGGGGUCUCCGUGGCAGACGAAACCGCAUCGUUGCGUCCCUUUGAGGCAUUCGCGGCUUUUGUCAAUUAG
Molecule: messenger RNA, 1734 nt
Organism: Lachnellula hyalina
Lineage: Eukaryota; Fungi; Ascomycota; Leotiomycetes; Helotiales; Lachnaceae
Gene: mal1
Product: Alpha-glucosidase
Exons: 7
Coding region: 1-1734 (577 amino acids)
Biological process (GO): oligosaccharide catabolic process
Molecular function (GO): alpha-amylase activity
Source: RefSeq, a predicted model, not a curated record